Colletotrichum siamense is the source of this 2862-nucleotide messenger RNA. RefSeq lists its product as uncharacterized. The transcript is spliced from 4 exons. The coding region runs from base 1 to 2862 and encodes 953 amino acids. The record is from RefSeq and is a predicted model, not a curated record. NCBI's taxonomy places the organism in Eukaryota, Fungi, Ascomycota, Sordariomycetes, Glomerellales, Glomerellaceae.
AUGACCUCUCCAUUUUGGCACACACAACACGGCGUGAGCUCGCCGCUAUGGCAGACCCAACCAAAACCGCCCCGCCGUCCUGAACGUCCCGAACGCCCUGCUCGUCCAGAUACUCCAGCCAGCAAUCCCAUCCCACAGCCGCGGAGCAGCACGUCAGGCCGCAGAACCAGGGUCGAGACGCAGUACCGCCCACCGGUGCCCACCAACAGACCCCCGAUCCGCUCGCGAUACACCGCGCCGGAGGACGAGUCCCGACCGAACGUGAACUCGUCCUCGAUGCUGCCCCGGCGCGCCAGCGGCUCGCCCGGCCGCGUGUAUAGCUCGUCGACACAGCCGUAUGAGUGCCGCAGCCCUGUCAUGACCUUACGUAUUCUGUCGCCGAGUCGGCAUGGCGCGAGGGACGAGAAGGAGCGGGAUGGCCAGGAGAACAGGCCUGUUCAGGAAGUGGUGGAGCCGCCGUUGCCUUCCCCAGGGCUGGCGCGGUCGAAGUUGACGUCGCCCAAACGUCGACGGCUUCCCCUGAGAGACUCGAUUCUGCUGAAGCGGAAGGAUUCCCCUGAUUCGUCCAAGGUGACGACGCCAACGAGGGAGAGUAUGCCCGUGAAAGCUCUAGAGACUCCGGAGCAGCGGGUCGCGGUGCGUGGGAGUCUUCCUCCUACACCCUCGACGCCGUCCAAGUCGCGGCUGAAGGGAUUUCCGAGGCUUGGAUCAUUCUACCGUGACUCGAAGCCACCGCCGCCUCCUGAAUAUCGCCAGUCCGAGCAGUUCCCCCCUCGCAAGGAAGUACCGGUACCGGAGAUCAACAAGAAGCUGCCCGUUCUGCCAUCUGAUGGUCCAGCGGCUGAUGCUGGCGGCACACUGGUCUCUCGAAUCUCUACCAUGAUUCUUGACGAGGGUGUCGGGGUUGGCGCCGACAGAUCUUCUGCCGCUUUGAAGGUCUGGGACGCCGUGUCCAAGUGCCUGGAUGGGAUUGCCAACGCUUCUACGGCGGAGACUCCCAGCAAGCCGCCGAAAGAGGACGCCCCAGCAGACAAGAUCUCACAGGAGACGCCAGCCCCAGCCUCCAAUUCAAUCCAUCCAUGGCCGCUGGAAGCAUGGGGACUUCGGCAUAACCAGAAGCAGAACAACGACAGUCGGCGUAUGGGAGAAGCCCCAAAUAUGGAUGAAGGGGAUGUCAAGACAGAUGCUCCGGCCAGAGCAGCGCCAGUCGUCGAUGUCCAACAAGCAAAAACCACCACGACAGCGCUCCCUUGCCCGUUCAGAACGCGCAAUCCUGCACGAUUCAACGUCAGCGACAACUGGCACUGCGCGCAGGGCCAGUGGAAGAGCCUUUCCGAUCUGCAGCAGCACAUCACGAGACACCAUCGCCAUGCCAGUGACUCCCAGCUGUUCCAGUGCCCGCGAUGCGAAAAGGGGUUCCCUGAGCCAAAUGCCUUUAAGGAGCAUUUGAUGCUCCCGAGGGAGCAGAUGUGUGAUCCUCGCUCGGAGGCUGUUCCGCCCAGCAAUGACCCUGAAGAUGGCAUCACUGCCGGCAGGGCGAGAACACUGUCCGAAGGUGUUGAGGCGGGGAAUAUUAGAUCAUGGGACGACUUGUGGAAGUGUCUUUUCCCAGAUGACGGGACAGUUCCUCGUCCAGCCAUUCUGCCCGCCAUCGAGCUUCCCCAAGUUGAACAAGAAGUCUUCACCAGCGCCAACAUGUCCACCCUGAAAGCAAGCCUCGAAGAACGCCUCAAGUUCCUCGCCUCCCAAUCUGCAAACAGCGACCUCUUGUCAGCACAGAUCCCCGUCAUCACCGGCUCCCUCUCCCUCGCCGUGGAAGCCCAUCUCCGAAGUGUCUUCAUCUCCUGCCGGACUCAGCCCCCGUCACGAACACCAAACCGCUCCCGCUCCGCGUCCCAGACACAGGAUACACCAAACAACCGCCCGCGCAAGCUCUCCUCGGCGUCCUCAGGGGGUGUCAGGAAUAUUCUCGUGCCACCAGAGCAUCAUCGCCGCCCGCCCCUUACCGAGACCAGAAGCUUCACCCGCGACCCCGUUCUCCGCCCACAUAUCCCUGCCCAGCGCCGCAGCCUGAGCGAGGGCUCCCCCAAAGCCAAGCUCCCCCCUCGCACCACCAACCUCCCCAUCCCCGCCACGCUCACGAUCCCCUUCCCGCGGAUAUCGGCCCUGACGGAGCACUCCGACGCCGGCCCCGAGGGGAACACGUCCCCGAAAGGCACCUCCUCGGACGCGGAGUACUCCUCUGGCGUGGAGUCGAACCCAACUAGCGCAGGCGGCCUGCGCGACUCGAACAACACGGACAUACGUUGCAGCAAAUGCAACAUGCGGCCUUCACUGCGACCGAACGAAGACGUCUUCUGCGACCCGCGGCUCAGCGCGGCCCCGUCGACGCAUACGGCGCCGCACACUACCGACUCGGGCUGCCGCUUUUCCGACUCGGGCAUCGGCAUACUCUGUAGGAACUGCAGGAUGCUCGAGGAGCUUAUCAAUUCGUACUCAAGGGCGUCGUUGCAAUCAGCGGACUCCUCACGGCCGCCAGCAACCGGAACGAUGGGGCCGGAGAGCAAAGUUGAGGAGGAGGAUGGGCCCUCGGCAAGGUUAGUAGCGCCAUUCUCGUUCUCGCCAGACCUUUCCGUCUCCAUCGACGAGAACGAUGAGGAGACGCUGUUCGACCUGAUGUUGGACUCAUCAGCUGCGUACAGCGAGGGAGGAGGUGGACGGGCGGAUGGGCAGCAGCAGCAGCGCAAGACACAGGCUCUCGUCUCCUCGCCCAUGUUCCCUCCCCCGACGCAGGACCUGCCGCCAUCUCCGUACGGGAAGAAGUACGACCGGCACGGCGGGCAUGACGGGGGUUUCUUUUGA